Messenger RNA from Oryza brachyantha (malo sina), 4251 nucleotides. Its product is annotated as pre-mRNA-processing protein 40A. Gene Ontology annotation, biological process: mRNA cis splicing, via spliceosome. NCBI's taxonomy places the organism in Eukaryota, Viridiplantae, Streptophyta, Magnoliopsida, Poales, Poaceae. Gene Ontology annotation, molecular function: protein binding; RNA binding. Gene Ontology annotation, cellular component: U1 snRNP; U2-type prespliceosome. Bases 158 to 3127 code for a protein of 989 amino acids. The record is from RefSeq and is a predicted model, not a curated record. The transcript is spliced from 29 exons.
UGCCACCCCCGAAUCGGAGGGGGCCUUCUCUCCCGUGGCUGCGGCGGCGGCGGCGGUCGUUCUACUGGACUACCGCGGAUCCGGGCCUGGAUUGAUUCGUCCCCGCGUCAGGAAAACUUGUUUCCUCUUUUUUUGUGUAACAUUUUGAUGUUAUUUGAUGGCGAGUAAUAUGCAACCUUCUGGGCCACCGCAGCAAAGGCCUCCUAUGAUGGGCUCUAGUGCCCCAUCUCAAAAUUUGGGACCUCCGAUGCCUUUGCAGUUUAGGCCAGUCAUUCCUCUGCAGCAGCCUCCCCAGUUCAUGCAACCGGGGCAGCAGUUUCGGCCUGUUGGCCAGGCCAUGCCAGGAGCUAACAUUGGCAUGCCAGGUCAGAUGCCACAUUUUCAACAACCUGCACAGCACUUGCCUCACUCUGGUCAAGUUCCACCCACAUCACAAGCUGUUCCUAUGGCUUAUCAGCCAGCUAGGCCUAUGUCAUCUGGGCCUCUGCAGCCGCCAGCAACAUUCCCUGGAGGCCAUAUGCCCACCAUGGGUGGCCCUAUGCCACCUCCAUCCUAUACGGUUACACUGCAGUAUCAACCAUCAUCUGUUCCUCCUACCAUAGUGCAACCUUGGGGUCCAGCUCCAGGUCAGAAUGUGCCUCCUGUGGCACCUCUUGUGCAGCCUGGGCAUCAACCUGUGUCAUCUUCCACUACAUUGCCUUCAAUCAAUUCCAGCGAACCUAGCUCUUCAGAUUGGCAAGAGCACACUUCAAAUGAUGGGAAAAAGUACUAUUAUAAUAAGAAGACAAGGCAAUCAAGUUGGGAGAAACCUGCUGAACUGAUGACACCUUUGGAGAGAGCUGAUGCCUCAACUGAAUGGAAAGAGUUUACUACACAAGAGGGUAGAAAGUACUACUACAAUAAGGUGACAAAGCAAUCCAAAUGGACGAUUCCAGAUGAGCUAAAGAUGGCGCGCGAAUUAGCAGAGAAGGCAUCAAAUUCACGCCAUGAUCAUGAAACAGAAACAACUGCUGGUGCUCCUUCUGGACCCACUUCUAACUCUGUGGAACCUUCUUCGAUACCUGCUAACCAGUCCUCCACGAUGAGUAUAGUUGCUUCAAGUACACUUGACGCAGCAGUGAACUCUGUUCCUCCUGGUGCUGGCUCCUCGCACAAUAUGGAGAACACUUCCAGUUCAUCAAAUACUGCCAUGCAAAAUGGUGGUCCAAGUACUGUUAUUACUCCUGUCAUAAGCACAGGAAUUCCAUCAGUUGCCAGUGAUGCAGGGAUUAGCAGAGCCAAUAACGAAUACUCAUCUAAAGCUAGCACUGCUGACAUGCAAAAUGGAGCAUCUGCUGAUGAUUUGGAGGAGGCCAAAAAGACCAUGCCACUUCCAGGGAAGAUCAAUGUUACUCCAGUGGAGGAUAAAACAAGUGAAGAAGAACCUGUCAUCUAUGCUAACAAGUUGGAAGCUAAAAAUGCGUUCAAAGCGCUGCUUGAAUCAUCAAAUGUUGAGUCUGAUUGGACAUGGGAUCAGGCUAUGAGGGUUAUCAUAAAUGACAAAAGGUACGGUGCCCUCAAAACUCUUGGAGAGAGAAAGCAAGCUUUUAAUGAGUAUCUAAACCAGAGGAAAAAACUUGAAGCUGAAGAAAGACGUGUCAAACAGAGGAAGGCGCGUGAUGAUUUUUUAGCUAUGCUAGAAGAAUGCAAGGAGCUUACUUCAUCAACAAGAUGGAGUAAAGCAAUAACUAUGUUUGAGGAUGAUAAAAGGUUUAGUGCUGUUGAGCGUCCAAGGGAGCGUGAAGACUUAUUUGAGAACUAUCUUAUGGAACUGCAGAAGAAGGAAAGAGCCAGGGCUGCUGAAGAACACAAAAAACACAUAGCAGAAUAUAGAGCUUUUCUUGAGUCAUGUGAAUUCAUCAAGGCAAAUACCCAGUGGAGGAAAGUGCAAGAUCGGCUUGAGGAUGAUGAACGCUGUUCCCGACUUGAAAAGAUUGAUCGCCUGGAGAUUUUCCAAGAGUAUAUAAGGGAUCUGGAGAAAGAAGAGGAAGAGCACAAGCGGAUACACAAGGAAAAAAUAAGGAGGCAAGAACGCAAAAAUCGUGAUGAAUUUCGCAAGAUGUUGGAAGAACAUGCAGCUGAAGGAAUGCUUAAUGCAAAAACUCGUUGGCGUGAUUACUGUGCCCAGGUUAAAGAUUCACAUGUUUACAUGGCUGUGGCCUCGAACACAAGUGGUUCUAUGCCAAAAGAACUGUUUGAAGAUGUAAUGGAGGAGGUUGAGAAACAGUAUCAAGAUGACAAGGCUCGAAUUAAAGAAGCAGUGAAGUCUGGAAAGAUUCCUAUGGUGGCUUCAUGGACACUGGAGGAUUUCCAAACUGCUGUUAUGGAGGAUGAUACUUUUAAAGGAAUAACAAACAUAAACAUGAAGCUCAUUUACGAUGAUCAAGUUGAAAGGCUCAGGGAAAAGGAGGUGAAGGAAGCAAAGAAGCGCCAGCGACUGGGUGAAAAUUUCUCAGACCUUUUGUACUCAAUUAAGGAAAUAUCAGCUUCUUCAACAUGGGAUGAUUCUAAAGCACUGUUCGAAGAUAGCCAAGAGUACAAGGCAUUGGACAGCGAUUCAUAUGCUAGAGAGCUUUUUGAAGAGUGUGUUGUACACUUGAAAGAACGGUUAAAAGAGAAGGAGCGCUUGAGGGAGGAAGAGAAGGCAAAAAAAGAGAAGGAACGUGAAGAGAAAGAACGGAAGAAAGAUAAAGAAAGGAAGGAGAAAGAACGCAAAGAAAAAGAAAGAGAAAAGGACAAAGGAAAGGAUAGAUCGAGGAGAGAUGAGAUGGAUAGUGAUGCUCUUGAUGCAGAUAGCCAUGGUUCGAAAGACAAGAAAAGGGAAAAGGACAAGGAAAAGAAGCAUAAGAGACGCCACCAUGACACUGCAGAUGAUGUGAGCUCUGAAAGGGAUGAGAAAGAUGACUCUAAAAAGUCCCGUAGACAUAGCAGUGAUCGCAAGAAAUCAAGGAAGCAUACCCAUGCUUCAGACUCUGAUAGUGAAAAUCGCCACAAAAGACAUAAAAAGGAUCGAGAUAAUUCCCGCAGAAAUGGCACACGUGAUGACCUUGAAGAUGGUGAACUUGGAGAAGAUGGGGAGAUUCAUUAGUCGUUCGUUUCUUCACUGAUAUUGUCAGUACUACUGCCCCUUGCCAUGUUAUUAGUUGCUGCCAUUUUCCUGUUUUGCUCAAGUAGUGCAUCUUCUGAAGAAUUUGGUAGUGUUAAUCACUGGAAUUAGUGUACAUGCUCUGAGACUUACCUAGUAUUUUAUACCAUUUUGCAGUAUCAUAAUACAGUUCCCCCCUCCUUUUUUGACAUCAAAUGAUGGUGCGUUUUGUUGGCAACUAUAAAUCUUUCUCCAGAGAAAGGAUUAUUUCUUUAUGGGGAUUGCUAAUGUGAAAGUUUUAUAUCUUGUCUUGAUUUGGGUUGUGGGAGAAAUGGACGAUAGCCUUCAUUGUUUGGAUAUUGAGAAUGCAGUCAUGAAGCUUCUUGUACUGCAAAACGUUUUUGUUGCCUUCAUAGAUCUUUAUUCCUCCCCCUCCCUUUUGUUGUUAUCUGGGUGUAGGCGUGUAUAGGGUAGGGGGGCUGGAAAGUGUUUAAUGGCUGAAAAAGAUCCUUUACUAGACCUGGUGGGAAAUGCAUGCAAUACUAAGGUUUAUUACUGACAAAUUUCGUUGAAACAUCUGUUGUGCCCAGUCGCAACUGCAUCCUGAGAUUAGUGCUGUUGAUCUCCAAGACGUGUUUCUCCAUGGAUCUGUUUCCGUCACCUGCAUUGUUGUCACCAUUGAGCAUGGCAGCUGUCUGUUGGUGUAAACCAGCGAGCCCUGGCAGCGGGGUGCCGGGGGUGCAUGGAAUGGGAAGUACGCCUUCUUAGUUGGAAGCAUGGCAAGAGGCAAAGCCUGCCCAACUCACUUGGUUGUGCUGCUGUGGCAGUUUCAUCCGAGUUGUGACACUAGUAAAGUGCUUGCACUUUGGAGCUGUUUAACAUCUUGUUAUUUAUUUUUGCCAUCUAACAUAGUUAUCGUAAUUAGCGGUUUGUAAUAGCUUGCUGCUAUUUAUGGUGCUUUUAUAGAUGGAUGUACUUGCAUCUGACGCUGUUGAUAUUCUCAUCAAGUCAGUGUGAUUCUGUGGGCGAUUUUUGUUGGAUGGUUGAACUUUGAUCCUUGUAUUAUGGCUGUAGAUUCAGUUAUGAAGAAAAAACUGGGAAGGGGAAAGUUGCUAACUUCUCACAAA